CGGCGGACUGUUAGUCUGCUGCCGUUGCUGGCUCUUGGCUCGAUCUCUGCGACAGUUUGCGUUUCAUUACCCCAGUGGACGGGCACGCGAAUAGUUCGGUACAGUUCUGCUACAGCUCCAGAGCAUCACAGAUCGCAGAUCAAUCAGUGUUUCGAGUGAAGUGUUUCCCGUGAGAGUGCCAUGUAGCUCCAUCUCCAGAGAUAGAGAGAACAACAAAACAUAAAAGAAGAGAGAUAAAAUCAAUAACUAACCAUCGAGAAUGACGCGCAGCGAGAACAAUGGCCACACCAAUGGCGCCUUCAGUGAGGACUCUGAGGUCUCCCUGGACAUCCCGACGAACACUCUGUAUCACACCUCUCGCGAUUGCAUUGUGCAGGAGGAGCAGUCCGGGGAGUCGGAGAGCUGCCUGGAGGCAUCGAGUGGCUGCUGCCGCAGCUUGUGGCGGAAUAUCUUCCGCAAGAAGACGCUGUACAAGCGCUUCCCCAUCCUCACGUGGCUGCCGCAGUACAAAAAGGACUACAUCUUCGGGGACAUUGUCGCUGGCAUCUCCGUGGCGCUGACGGUGAUUCCCCAGGCUCUGGCCUACGCUGGCAUUGCGGGUUUGGAUCUGCAGUACGGACUGUACGCCUGCUUUCUGGGCUGCUUCAUUUACAUCUUCAUUGGAUCGAGCAAGGAUGUGCCCAUUGGCCCGACGGCCAUCUCCGCGCUGUUGUCCUUCCAAAUUGCUGGGGGGAGCUGGCAGAUUGCCACGUUGCUCACAUUCCUCACGGGCAUCAUUGAGAUCCUGAUGGGCGCCUUCCGGCUGGGCUUCCUCAUUGACUUUGUGUCGGGACCCGUGGGCGCGGGCUUCACCAGCGCCGUCUCCCUGAUCAUCUUCAGCUCGCAGAUGAAGGACUUUCUCGGCAUUCAGACCAGUGGCAACACCUUCCUGCAGGUGUGGAUCAGCAUCGUGAACGACAUCCACAACAUCAGCUGGCCGGACUUUAUUCUCGGCCUCAUCUGCAUCACUUUGCUGCUCAGCCUGCGCGCCCUUGCCAGCUGCAGCGUUGGCCCCAAGGAGGGCAAAUCCUCCACCCAAUCGCUGCUCACGGGCAUCUUCUGGACGGUGGGCACGGCCCGGAAUGCGCUCCUCGUCUGCGGCACUGCAGGACUCGGCUACUGGCUGUCGGUGAGCGGUAACGAGGAUCUCGUCCGCACCGUGGGAUUCGUGCCCAAGGGCAUGCCCUCCUUCCAGCCACCGCCGUUCCACAUCGAUCCCGUGCUGAACGAGACCACUGGCGAGGUGCUGGUGGAUGGCCAGAGCUUCUGGGAGAUGGUCAGCACUCUGGGCUCGGGUCUCAUUGUCGUACCGCUGAUUGCGCUGCUCGAAACGAUGGCAGUGGUUCAGGCUUUUGCUGAUGGCAAACCCACGGAUGCCACGCAGGAGCUGAUUGCCUCGGGCAUCUGCAACGUGGCCAACUCCUUUGUCCAGGGUCUGCGCAGCAACGGAGGCAUUGCCCGGGGCGCCAUUCUCAAUGCAAGCGGAGUGCGCACUCAGCUCUCGAACCUGUACACCAGUGUGAUUGUGAUCAUUGCCCUGCUCUACCUCACGCCCUGCUUCUACUACAUACCCAAGGCAGCGCUGGCCUCCAUCAUCAUAGCAGCAGUGGUCUUUAUGGUGCAAUAUCGUGUGAUCAAGCCCAUGUGGCAUAGCAAAAAAACCGAUCUCAUUCCUGGCCUGGGUGCCUUUUUUGCCUGUUUGGUGCUGCCCCUGCAGCUGGGCAUUCUCGUGGGCAUUGGCAUCAAUGUGGUGUUCAUUCUCUACCAAGCAGCACGCCCCAAGCUGCGCAUUGAAACACUGGCGACAUCGAAUGGCCUGAAGUAUCUGAUGCUCACCCCCGAUCGCUGCCUGAUCUUCCCCUCAAUGGAGUUCGUUCGGAAGGUGAUCAACAAGCAGGGUGUCAAGUCCACGCUGCCCGUGGUCAUCGACUGCACACACAUUUACGGAGCGGACUUCACCGCCGCCAAGGUCAUCUCCACGAUGGUCAUGGACUUUGCCCAGCGCCAGCAGCCGCUCUUCUUCUACAAUCUGCAGCCACGCGUGGCGCAGGUCUUUGAGGGCCUCAACAAGGAUCUGGUCGUGAUCUACGAUCUGACCACGCUGCACUCCAAGCUGGCGGAGAAGGGCUCGGCCUGAGAGCUGCCAGAGAUGUGAUCGCUGCUGACCGCUGCAACCUCGUCACACUUAGUCGCUGUCUUAGUCGCUGGCCUAGUCUUAGUCCCCGGCGAGGUCAUCGACUGGUCUCCCACGCAAAAUGGCCAAAGUCGCGUUUUCACAUGGCUAGCACCUUGAUUAGCAUUUAAGUUGGGGCAAUCCCCCUCCAUUGUCGCCUAGUUUAGGUAUCUAACUCUACGCAUAUUUAUUUCACGAUUUGUUCGUUUCGCACCUUUGGCCUUUGCUUUUGCCGAAUGUUUUUUUGUGGAAUUUUGUUGAGCGAAAUCCAAAUCCGAGUCCCACCUCCACGAUAUUACUGCUGUGCAUAGUAUUAUAUUGUAAAUCAAUAGCCAACGAUGAGUAUUAUGAUAAGUAGUACUUAAAUAAACACAGAAAAAUGAAA
Messenger RNA from Drosophila guanche, 2597 nucleotides. Its product is annotated as sodium-independent sulfate anion transporter. Lineage: Eukaryota; Metazoa; Arthropoda; Insecta; Diptera; Drosophilidae. Gene Ontology annotation, molecular function: sulfate transmembrane transporter activity. The record is from RefSeq and is a predicted model, not a curated record. Gene Ontology annotation, biological process: transmembrane transport. Bases 260 to 2176 code for a protein of 638 amino acids. The transcript has 4 exons. Gene Ontology annotation, cellular component: membrane.